This is a messenger RNA of Mollisia scopiformis, 2277 nucleotides long. Its product is annotated as OPT superfamily oligopeptide transporter. Gene Ontology annotation, molecular function: oligopeptide transmembrane transporter activity. The record is from RefSeq and is a predicted model, not a curated record. The transcript is spliced from 4 exons. Gene Ontology annotation, biological process: transmembrane transport. The coding region runs from base 1 to 2277 and encodes 758 amino acids. Lineage: Eukaryota; Fungi; Ascomycota; Leotiomycetes; Helotiales; Mollisiaceae.
AUGGAUGAUGAGCCAGAGUUUAUUGCUGCCAAGGAAGAUCACUUUGGAGAGACUGCUGUUCUCUCGGAUGCCAAGGAUGUCCUCACUCACGUUAUCCACGUCGAUGAUGAUCCAUCUUUGAGCCCAUGGACUUUCCGAGCUUUUUUCUUGGGUGUCGGAUUGGCCAUCUUCGCUUCCGUGCUUCAGGAAAUCUACUACUUCAAGCCCCAAGCUAUCUACGUCUCCAUCGUCUUCAUGACCGUCAUUGGAUAUGCUCUCGGUGAAACCUUGGCUCUGAUCCCAAGAAAGGGUGCUUUCUUGACUUUCUUGAACCCUUUCCCAUUCAAUUCAAAGGAGCAUGCAUUCAUUGUCAUCAUGGCCUCUGCUGCGGCCACCAAUGCCGUCUCUACUGAGAUUCUGGCUGCCCAGAGACUUUACUAUGGAAUGGAUCCCAAUCCUGGAGCGGCCAUCUUCUUGGUUAUCUCCUCUCAAUUGUUGGGUUUCGGUAUUGCAGGUCUCCUGAGAUCUGUGCUGGUUCAGCCAACUAGAAUGUUGUGGCCCAUCAACAUUCCCGUUGUCACUCUCCUCGAAACUCUCCACAGAGAUAAGCGCGAGACCAGAUUCCGUCUCAGGGUCUUUUGGAUCGUUUUCUGCAUCCUCCUCGUCUGGGAAAUCAUUCCUGAAUGGAUGUUCCCGCUCCUCCAAGGUCUUUCCAUCUUCUGUCUCGCCAAGCAGAACUCCCUGCUCUUCACCAACCUCUUUGGUGGUUCUCAAGGAAACGAGGGUCUUGGUUUCCUGUCCAUCUCCUUUGAUUGGCAGUACAUUGCUAGUUUGGGUUCUCCCAUGUGGCUGCCUCUUUACACUUUGACGAACAGCAUGAUCGGAUACUUGCUCUGCAUUGUCCUCUUCAUGGGCAUCUACUACGGCAACAUCUGGGAAUCUCAAAACUUCCCCUUCAUGUCCCAACUUCUGUUCGACAAUUCCUCCAACGCAACCGUCUUCUCAGAGUACGACCUCAGCUUGAUCCUCACUCCCGAAAACUUCAUCAACAGAACCGGUCUCGAAGAGAACGGUAUCCCAUACCUGACUGGAACCUACAUCGGCUACCUGAUCACCACCAACAUGGGUCUCACCGCCACCAUCGUGCACAUGUUCCUCUGGAACUUCGACGACAUCAAGAACGGUUGGUACUUCCUACACCCAUCCCAACUAAAGAAGGUCCUCCAACCCUCCUUCUGGACCUUCUGGAAGGGAGGCAAGACCCAAGAACAGCACCGCCGAGAGGUCCUCGAGAACCCGGACAUGGAUCCCCAUUACAAGAUGAUGGUCCAGGAAGGCUACAAGGAGGUUCCCAACUGGUGGUACGGCUGCGUGCUCAUCGGCAGUUUCGCCGUCGGUUUGGGCACGUUGUAUGGUAUUGAGUCCACGCUGCCGUGGUGGGGAUACAUCAUCUCGAACAUCUUUGCCUUUGUGUUUAUCUUGUUCUUUGGCGCUCAGAUGGGUAUUACCGGUUUCCAGUUCAACCAACAACCCAUCAUCCAGAUGGUCGCCGGUUACAUGCACCCUGGAAAGCCACUCGCAAACAUGUACUUCACCGUCUUCGGCUUCAACGGCGUCCAACAAGGCCAAUGGCUCUGCCGCGACCUCAAGAUCGCCCAACUGACCCAUCUCGCACCCCGCGCCACCUUCACCGCGCAAAUGACCGGCGCCGUCAUCGGUGGCAUCUUCAACUACAUCAUGAUGAAAACCAUCGUAACAAACCAAUUCCACAUCCUCACCUCCAUCGAGGGCUCCAACAUCUGGUCCGGUCAGAACGUGCAGCAGUACAACACCCUCGCCAUCGCCUGGUCCAUCGCCGGCGACAUGUUCUCCAUCGGCGCCAGGUAUCAAUGGGUUACGAUCGCGUAUCUCCUCGGAUUCAUCGUGCCCGUCCCGUUCUGGGUGCUGUAUAAGUACACGAAAAUCGAGUUCUUCAACUACAUCAACCUGUCCAUCAUCCUCUGGUACAUGGGCUGGCUAUUCGUGGGCGUCAAUUCCUCUAUCCUAUCCUACUUCGCGAUCGGCUUCUUCGCGCAGUACUACCUGCGGAAAUACAAACCGGCGAUCUUCGUCAAGUAUAAUUACCUGGUGUCGGCGGCGCUGGAUGGAGGGACCCAGGUGCUGGUCUUUGUGCUGAGUUUUGCGGUCUUUGGCGGCAGUGGGAAGGCGCAUAGUUUUCCGAUAUGGGCGGGGAAUAAUGGGGGGUUUAGUAAUAAUAAGAAUGUAGAUUAUUGUAUGUUUAACCCGGCGAAUGAGUGA